UUAUAAUAAUAAUGUGAUGAAUAACAACAACAUCAUUAAUUAUUCAUGAGUUGAAGUGGUGCUAAUUGAUUUAUUAAUGCAAUAAGAAAUAUGGCGGAUGAUACUUGGCAGUCAAAGAGCUCGGGAAAGAAACCUUGUAGAGCCUGCGUGGACUUUAAAACAUGGAGCAAACAACAGAAACAAAAUAAUACUGGCCAAUCUUCAAAAUCAAGCAGCCCCAAAGUCACAGAAGAGGCUCCCAAACCUCCUGCUGACUGUCCCGUGGAUAAAGAUCAGUUGGGCAGAGCUACUUGGACCUUUCUCCAUACAAUGGCAGCCUAUUAUCCUGAGGCACCUUCAACCAGUCAGCAACAGGAGAUGGCCAUCAUGAUGAGGACAUUUUCAAAGUAUUACCCUUGUGAUUACUGCAGCCACCACAUGAGGGAAUGGAUGAAUUCUAAUCCACCAUUAACAAAGGACAGAUCUUCCUUCAGUCAGUGGAUGUGUUCAAUGCAUAAUGAAGUUAAUGUGAGACUGGAUAAACCAAUCUUUGAUUGCAGUAAAGUGGAUGAAAGAUGGCUCCAUGGAUGGAAAGAUGGAUCCUGUGACUAAUAAGAACAAAUCUGAUUAUAUUUAUCUAUCAUUGUCAGUUUUUCAAUAUUAUGAUUAUUUAUUAUUUAUUUAUUGUUUGCCAAAGUUUCUUGCUUGGAAGCCA
This is a messenger RNA of Amphimedon queenslandica, 694 nucleotides long. Its product is annotated as FAD-linked sulfhydryl oxidase ALR-like. Bases 91 to 591 code for a protein of 166 amino acids. Lineage: Eukaryota; Metazoa; Porifera; Demospongiae; Haplosclerida; Niphatidae. Gene Ontology annotation, cellular component: mitochondrion. The transcript has 3 exons. The record is from RefSeq and is a predicted model, not a curated record. Gene Ontology annotation, molecular function: flavin-dependent sulfhydryl oxidase activity; flavin adenine dinucleotide binding.